Messenger RNA from Perca flavescens (yellow perch), 1306 nucleotides. Its product is annotated as low affinity immunoglobulin gamma Fc region receptor II-like. The record is from RefSeq and is a predicted model, not a curated record. The coding region runs from base 61 to 687 and encodes 208 amino acids. Gene Ontology annotation, molecular function: transmembrane signaling receptor activity. Lineage: Eukaryota; Metazoa; Chordata; Actinopteri; Perciformes; Percidae. The transcript is spliced from 5 exons. Gene Ontology annotation, biological process: immune response; cell surface receptor signaling pathway. Gene Ontology annotation, cellular component: external side of plasma membrane.
CUUGAUGUACUAUGACUAUGAAGUGAAAAAAGUGUAGACAUCAUUUCGCCAACUGUCAGGAUGGAGGACACAACUCUACUCUGGCUGCUCUUUCUGACCUCACUGCUGAGCUGCCCAACAAACCAAGCCUCUCUGACUGUGAGUCCCAGCAGCUCUCAGCUGUUUAAAGGACAGUCUGUCUCUCUGAGCUGUGAGGACGACGACAGCUCUGCUGGAUGGACUCUGAGGAGGAACACAACUAGAGACACCGGGACACGGUGUGGAGAUGGCUGGGGAAGUCCUUCCGGUUCCUCCUGUGAAAUUGGCUACAUGGUUCAGUGGGACGGUGGAGUUUACUGGUGUGAGUCCAGAGAGGGAGCAACCAGUAACAGCAUCACCAUCACUGUCACUGGUGGACCAGUGAUCCUGCAGAGUCCUGUCCUCCCUGUGAUGGAGGGAGAAGACCUCACUCUGACCUGUAAAACAGAGAGGUCCUCCAACCUCCCAGCUGGUUUCUAUAAAGAUGACUCCUUCAUCAGGACUGAGUCUGCAGGUCACAUGACCAUCCACCAUGUUUCCAGGUCUGAUGAAGGCCUCUACAAGUGCAACAUCAGCAGUGUUGGAGAGUCUCCAUCCAGCUGGGUCUCUGUCACAGGUGAGGAGGUUACCUUUGAUUUCAGGAGUUCAUUCAUCCAGAUAUUCACCUGACAGCUGAUUCUCUCUACAGGGAAACCAAAGACCUCAGGCCCAGCAACCUCUGCAGCUCUGCCCUCGGCCUCAGACCACCUCCACCUUGUGUUAAGACUAGUCAUCCACCUGGUGGUGUUCUGUCCGUACUGCAUCUCGACUUUCAUCAUGGUGUCUUUAUAUCAAGACACAGGGAAUGACCUGCCCAUCUCCGUGGUCACGAUCCCACCCACCCAGGCUGAGGAGGGAUUGGAUGAUGCCAUCAUUGCUGUCACAACAGAGCAUCACUUCUGAACUGAUCUGAAAAGAAGCUCAAAUGUUUAGAGUCCUCUGGGCCCAGUUUUUCAAAAGUAAUCCAGUGGGAUUUCAGAUCACAGAUUGGAUCAAAUCUUGAAAAUGGGUUUUUCAAAAGCAAAAGAGGGAUUCCGAACUAACUAACUAAUCCGAUUAUAAAUGUGACCUGGAUCAGACCUGCCCUUUGGGUUUUUUCAAAACUUUGAACUCAGAUUAUCCUGAUUCUAUCAGAAGAGGGGAGUCAGUUGUGAUUUUUCGAACCACAUAAAAUCAGAGUUUUUUUUUAAGUGAAUGAUCGCAAAAUCAAUGUUUACUGAUUUAUAUCUAAAUUUCUUCAUAUUUGAAG